CACCGAGCCAGGAGGUGGCGCUGAACUGAAGAAAAAGGAAAUUGGCAGAGCGUUAAAAACACAUGCGAGUUUUUACUGUUGUACGUCAUUAACUGCUAUUCUGUCUUGGAAAAAUGAGUGUGGAUACUUUUGGGCCAAAUUCGCAAACGCUCACUUUCCUCGACACAGAGGAAAACGAUCUACUAGGGGCGGACACACAGGGAACAGAUUUCGAUUUUCGCGAUUUUACUUUACCGAGUCAAACUCAGGCUUCACAACUUGAUCAUGCCAGCCUACACAAAUCAAUGGGAAAACAUCAGGCCAAUGGGUUGGACUCGAUAGAUUCACAGCUUGCUUCUGCGAUGAAAAAUUUGAAUGACUUACAGUUUGAAGAAGAAGAUGAAGAGGGCUACUACAGCAAAGAUUUGCCACCACAUGCUUGCAAGUAUUGUGGCAUUCAUGAUCCAGGUUGUGUUGUGAUGUGCAAUCUUUGCAAGAAAUGGUUCUGUAAUGGAAAAGGGAACACUUCAGGUUCCCAUAUUGUGAAUCAUCUUGUGAGAGCCAAACAUAAAGAGGUUACUCUGCACCGUGAUGGACCUCUAGGGGAAACGGUUUUGGAAUGCUACUCCUGUGGUGUCAGGAAUGUUUUUGUUUUGGGUUUUAUUCCUGCCAAAGCUGACUCAGUUGUGGUUCUACUAUGCCGUCAACCUUGUGCAGCUCAGUCAUCUUUGAAAGACAUGAACUGGGACAUUGAACAGUGGAAACCCCUUAUAGCCGACCGUUGUUUCCUUAGUUGGCUUGUCCGCAGCCCUUCAGAAGCCGAACAGAUGAGAGCUCGGCAGUUGACGGCUCAGCAGCUAAACCGUUUGGAAGAGAUGUGGAAAGAGAAACCUGAAGCCAGCUUUGAAGACUUGGAACGUCCUGGCGUUGAUGAGGAACCGCAACACGUGUUGCUUCGAUAUGAAGAUGGUUACCAAUACCAGAACAUUUUUGGUCCAUUAGUGAAACUUGAAGCUGACUACGAUCGGCGAGUUAAGGAAGCCCAAACUCAAGAUAAUGUUCACGUUCGCUGGGACGUUGGUCUCAAUAAAAAGACGGUCGCUUACUUUAGUCUUCAAAAGACAGAUAGCGACAUGAAACUAAUGCACGGUGAUGAGCUAAGACUUCGGUACCUUGGGGAAUUACACAAGCCUUGGACCGGUUUGGGGCAUGUGAUUAAACUUCCGGAUAACUACGGCGAAGAAGUCGGAAUUGAAUUAAAGAAUUCAAACGGAGCGCCUACAGAAUGCUCCACUAAUUUCGUUGUGGAUUUUGUUUGGAAGUCAACGUCUUUCGAUAGGAUGCAAUCAGCUUUGAGGAAGUUUGCUGUUGAUGAAAGCAGUGUAUCAGCUUACAUUUAUCAUCGUUUGCUCGGGCACGAGGUUGAAGAUGUCGUUUUUCGCCUUCAUCUCCCGAAACAUUUUUCCGCUCCUGACCUGCCUGAGCUUAAUCGAUCUCAGGUGUUUGCUGUGAAGCAAGCUGUCCAACGACCAUUGACGUUAAUUCAGGGACCACCUGGUACCGGAAAAACAGUGACAUCGGCCACUAUCGUUUAUCAUCUGGCCAAACUUGGAUCAGGACCAGUAUUAGUUUGCGCCCCGUCCAACAUCGCUGUCGAUCAAUUGACUGAAAAAAUCCACCGAACUGGAUUGAAAGUGGUGCGACUUUGUGCGAAAUCUCGAGAGGCAAUCGACUCGCCAGUUUCGUUCCUAGCCUUGCACAACCAAGUUCGAUGCCUUGAAGGGGCUUCGGAAUUGCGGAAGUUGGUUCAACUCAAAGAAGAAGUCGGUGAACUGUCACAAGGAGAUGAAAAGCGAUACCGUAUGCUGAAGCGACAAGCAGAACGAGAGCUUCUUGAAGCAGCGGAUGUUUUGGCUUGCACCUGCGUUGGUGCCGGUGAUGUUCGCCUGGCACGAAUUAAAUUUGCUUCUAUUUUGAUUGACGAAUCUAUGCAAGCCACCGAACCUGAAUGCAUGGUUCCUGUCGUUCUGGGGGCUAGACAGCUCAUUCUUGUUGGAGAUCAUUGUCAGUUGGGACCAGUUGUGAUGUGUAAGCCAGCUGCUAAAGCUGGUCUCUCGCAAUCACUUUUCGAACGAUUUGUGGUACUUGGAAUCCGGCCUUUCCGUUUGGAAGUGCAGUAUCGAAUGCACCCCCGUCUUUCCGAGUUCCCGUCCAAUUUCUUCUAUGAGGGUUCGCUGCAAAAUGGUGUGUGUGCCGAGGACCGUAUCCUUCGAGGUGUGGACUUCCCUUGGCCCAUGCCAGAUAGGCCCAUGUUCUUCUAUGUUACUUUGGGCCAAGAAGAAAUUGCUGGCUCUGGAACAUCCUAUUUGAACAGAACCGAAGCAUCCAACGUUGAAAAGAUCGCUACGCGAUUCUUGCGAUCAGGAGUCAAACCAGAGCAAAUUGGCAUCAUCACACCUUAUGAAGGACAGCGAGCUUACCUCGUGCAGUACAUGCAACACCAGGGAUCACUACACGCUAAACUAUAUCAGGAUAUCGAAAUCGCUAGCGUUGACGCUUUCCAGGGUCGAGAAAAAGACAUUAUAAUCAUGUCGUGCGUACGCUCCAACGAAAACCAAGGAAUCGGUUUCCUUAAUGAUCCUCGUCGAUUGAACGUGGCCAUGACUCGCGCACGUUACGGAAUUAUCAUUGUUGGCAACCCCAAGGUGUUGGCCAAACAACCCGUGUGGAAUCACCUGCUUCACUUUUACAAAGAAAACCAUGUUCUGACAGAGGGAGCUCUUAAUAAUCUCAAAGAAUCGAUGAUGCAGUUUCCUAAACCAAAGAAACCUGUCAAUAGUUUUAAUCCCGGUCAGCAUUUCAUGUCUACCGCCGUGUACGAUGCCCGCCAGGCCAUGGUCCCUGGUUCUGUCUACGAUCGAUCGGGUGGAGGUCAACCCCCUAACAACAACGGAAUCAACACCUACAUCCCGCGAGCAACAGCCAAUGUCGGCGAUCCUUACAGCCGUCUGCACGAUCCAAUUGGCUACAUUGCUCCUGAACGAGCCCAAGCUGCACUUUCUGCUAUGCCCGUUCCGCUUGGGGUCUUUAUGAAUAUGACACACGUCCCACCUAGAUUCCACGGACAACAGCAACAAGGAAUGCAUAGUAAUUCGAAGCCUAAUCAAAGACCAAAAGAAAAUGCUCGUACAAGUGGACCUCGAGCUGGGAAAGCUGCCAACAAAGGAAAUUCUUCGCUGUUUACCCAGUCACUUUCGCAGAAUACACAGGAUGUCUCUACCCAGCCCUUCAGCCAGGGAGGCAUGGCUCUGACACAGGGAAUGUCACAGGGUAUGUCGCAAACAGUUUCGGGUUUCGGCGCCCUAUCACAGUCGGGUCUAUCCCAGUUAGAUCCUUCUCAAGACCCAUACCUUUCGUCAGACUAUCAGUCACAAAUGGAUGGGUUGCUCUCCCAAGAUUCUACGUAUCAAGGAGGGCGUUCGGCCUUCUUCCGCCAUGGCUCCCAGUUCACGCAGCCGUACUGAAAACUGUAAGGCGUUGCAGUAACAAA
Messenger RNA from Daphnia carinata, 3529 nucleotides. It is a transcript of the gene Upf1, whose product is annotated as regulator of nonsense transcripts 1-like. Gene Ontology annotation, molecular function: ATP binding; RNA binding; RNA helicase activity. The transcript is spliced from 13 exons. The record is from RefSeq and is a predicted model, not a curated record. Bases 114 to 3503 code for a protein of 1129 amino acids. Gene Ontology annotation, biological process: nuclear-transcribed mRNA catabolic process, nonsense-mediated decay. Gene Ontology annotation, cellular component: cytoplasm. NCBI's taxonomy places the organism in Eukaryota, Metazoa, Arthropoda, Branchiopoda, Diplostraca, Daphniidae.